This is a messenger RNA of Xenopus laevis (African clawed frog), 1964 nucleotides long. RefSeq names its product sorting nexin 22 S homeolog (gene snx22.S). Gene Ontology annotation, cellular component: cytoplasmic vesicle membrane. NCBI's taxonomy places the organism in Eukaryota, Metazoa, Chordata, Amphibia, Anura, Pipidae. Gene Ontology annotation, molecular function: phosphatidylinositol binding; phosphatidylinositol phosphate binding. The record is from RefSeq and is marked provisional.
CAGCUGAAGAGGACGCACAGUUAUAGACAGAGCGGCGGGUGGCAUGAAUACUUCUGAUGUGUGCGACCCCCGGACACUCUGACCCCUCGCUGAGCCGAUGUGAAUUUCUGUCUGGAACACUUGCGCCCACGCGAUGCGGUUAAGGGAUCCAGACCCAUUGGCCGGAUUGUGAUCGCCCUGUGAUUGGAUUUGUGCCAUGUGGACACUCUGAGCUUCUUCCCUCAGUCCGUUGCUUUGUCCCUGGGCGAGACCAUGAUCGAGGUGUGCGUCCCGUCUGUGGGACAUGAGCUGUACAAGUCCGACAAGACUCACACUGUCUUUAGAAUGGAUGUUUUGUUCAAUGGCCGAAGACAUACACUUGACAGACGCUACAGUGAAUUUCAUGCACUUCAUAAACUGCUGAAGAAGACUUGCAAAGUACCAGACUUUCCACCAAAACGAGUGCCAAAUUGGAUGCAAAAAGUUCAGGAACAUAGGAGACAGGGACUAGAGGCCUAUAUACAGGGCGUGUUGUGGUACAACACAGAUGUUCCUAAAGAACUGCUAGAUUUUUUGAAAGUCAGACAUUUCCAUAAAGAAAUAAAGAACUGCAGUGUGGGAUCUUUAAACCUCACAGCAGAGGAAAGCUCCCCGUUAUCACACAAAGCCGUUGUGGGGUUUUACAAGGACUGUUAUAUCUUGCCACCAGAAACAGAUAUCCUAGAGAACAGUGUUUUACGUGGAGUGCUGCAGGGAGUUUACCAGAGGCAGGAUCACAAGUAUCGUCCCACAGUCAACAAACAACCUAUUGCAACUACACAAGUUUUGGAAGCCCAGCAGCCACAACACUGACAGGCUGGCCUAAAAACAGUUCUAUGUCUCUUUGCAAGGAUUUGUAGUAUGUUUUGAUGUAAAUGUUUGGAUUUACAAGUUGUAUUCAUUUAUACAUAAUAUAUGGUCUUAUGUGAUGAGUUCCUCAGAUCUUGCAAGGUGCACACUAAACAGACUAUGGGCUCUACAGGUAACCUCUUCUGAAGGCCUUAAAAACCGGUGUGACAUUUUGAGACCCUUCCUUCAUCAUGGCUUUAUUUGUUUGCUUUUUUAACCAAGAAGAAAUGCUCUACUGUUACAAACUUUGUGAAUAGAGACAUGACUCUCAACUACCCCAUUUUUGGCAUUAAAUAUAAGGCUGCCAUCUGGAAAUUGACUAAGAAAUUGGAAAUCAGGUCUUCAAAAGUGCAGUUUUAAGUGUGAUGUACUGUAUUUUGGCCUUUACCAAAUAGUUCAUGAAAUGUUUUGAAAAUAAAAGCUAUCUACAGAACACUGGAAAGAAGCGGAACAACUCUGACCUGUUUUCCUUCAUGUUCCUUUGAGAUGAGAAGCUGAGAAUGCUAUUAUGGAUCUGUGUGCUAGUGCUAGGACAGGAAGAGGAUAAACUUUUUCUUUGAACGAGGCAAUAUAGAAGCUUGUUUGGUAAAACAUUUAAAUGUACAGCAUCAGUCACCUCAUCUAGUCUAUAUUAGUAUAAGCCAUUUUGAAACAUUCUGUUUUCUGGUCAGUAGGGCCUAAACACCUGUACUAAGUACAGCCUCAGUUAAAGAACACUAUACAGUAUAUUAUCUACAGAAUUGUAUUAGGUCCAGUUCUAAGGAAAUAAUUUUUCUGACAAAGAUAUGGUAUAAUUAACCUUUUGUUGGAAAGACAAGGCAGGUAACAGAAAUGUAAUGUCACAGUUAAAGGAAAAGUAUAGCUUUAGAAGCAGUUUCAGUUAUGUUAAAGGUCACUGCAAGUUACUGUUUCCAAGAUGGCACUGAGCUGAAAUUCUUUGAAAGAGUGAAGAACACAGAAAUACUUGCACUUACAUAGUGGUUGGCUCUAGCUGCAUUUCGUUUCCUUGUAAGGUGUAUGGAGAUAUUGUUGAAACUGAUUUUCUUGUCUUUAUUUGUAUACUCCUGUGUUGUCCAAUGAAGUCUUAUGUAUGAAAA